Messenger RNA from Aaosphaeria arxii CBS 175.79, 1608 nucleotides. RefSeq names its product inositol-3-phosphate synthase. The transcript has 2 exons. Lineage: Eukaryota; Fungi; Ascomycota; Dothideomycetes; Pleosporales. Gene Ontology annotation, biological process: phospholipid biosynthetic process; inositol biosynthetic process. Gene Ontology annotation, cellular component: cytoplasm. Bases 1 to 1608 code for a protein of 535 amino acids. Gene Ontology annotation, molecular function: inositol-3-phosphate synthase activity. The record is from RefSeq and is a predicted model, not a curated record.
AUGGCUCCUCACGCAGAUGAAAGCAACGGCACUGUGAAUGGGGGUGUAGAGACGGUCAAUCCCACCCAACCCCAGGAACUCUUCACUGUCAACUCCCCCAAUGUCAAGUAUUCCGACUCCACUAUCGAAACCAAGUACACCUACCGCACGACCGAGGUGACCAAGAACGCCAACGGCAAGUAUGUGGCAGCCCCCAAGGAAACCCUCUAUGACUUCAAGCUCGAACGCAAGGUCCCCAAGACCGGCGUCAUGCUCGUAGGCUGGGGAGGUAAUAACGGCACCACUGUCACCGCCGGUAUCCUCGCCAACCGCCGCAAUCUCGUCUGGGAGACCAAGACGGGCAAACGCGAGGCAAACUACUAUGGCUCCGUAAUCAUGGGCUCGACCACCAAGCUCGGCGUCGACAACACUGGCAAGGAGAUCAACAUCCCCUUCCACGACCUCCUCCCCAUGGUCCACCCCAAUGACCUCGUCAUUGGUGGUUGGGACAUCAGCGGCAUGAACCUCGCCGACGCCAUGGACCGGGCCAAGGUCCUCGAGCCCUCCCUCAAGUCCCUCGUCCGCAAGGAGCUCGCCACGAUGGUUCCUCUCCCCAGUAUCUACUACCCUGACUUCAUCGCCGCCAACCAGGAGGAGCGCGCCGACAACGUGAUCCCUGGUACCAAGGCAUCCUGGGACCACGUUGAGCGCAUCCGCAAGGACAUCCAGGACUUCAAGGCUGCCAACAACCUCGACAAGGUGAUCGUGCAAUGGACCGCCAACACGGAACGUUACGCCGACAUCAUCGAGGGCGUCAACGACACGGCCGACAACCUCCUCGCAUCCAUUCAGUCUGGACACGAGGAGGUCUCCCCCUCGACCGUCUUCGCCGUAGCCUGCAUCCUCGAUAGCGUUCCCUUCAUCAACGGCUCGCCCCAAAACACCUUCGUCCCUGGUGCCAUCCAGCUCGCUGAGAAGCACAACGCCUUCAUCGGCGGCGACGACUUCAAGUCCGGGCAGACUAAGAUGAAGUCUGCGCUUGUUGACUUCCUCAUCAGCGCGGGUAUCAAGCUCACUUCCAUCGCCAGCUACAACCACCUCGGCAACAACGACGGCAUGAACUUGUCCUCGCAGAAGCAGUUCCGGUCUAAGGAGAUCUCCAAGUCCAACGUCGUGGACGACAUGGUCGCCGCCAACACCGUCCUAUACAAGGAGGGCGAGCACCCGGACCACACCGUCGUCAUCAAGUACAUGCCCGCCGUCGGCGACGACAAGCGCGCCCUCGACGAGUACUACGCAGAGAUCUUCCUCGGCGGCCACCAGACCAUCAGCAUCUUCAACGUCUGCGAGGACUCCCUUUUGGCCUCCCCGCUCAUCAUCGAUCUCGUCCUCGUCGCCGAGAUCAUGACCCGCAUCCAGUGGAAGGCUAGCUCCGCCGACGCAAACUACGCUGGCUUCCACAGCGUGCUUAGCAUCCUCAGCUACAUGCUCAAGGCACCCCUCACUCCCCCAGGAACGCCCGUCAUCAACGCCCUCGCCAAGCAGCGCGCCGCCCUGACAAACAUCUUCCGCGCCUGCGUCGGUCUCGAGCCCGAGAACGACAUGACGCUCGAGCACAAGCUCUUCUAA